Bombus huntii is the source of this 1327-nucleotide messenger RNA. RefSeq names its product cathepsin O-like. The record is from RefSeq and is a predicted model, not a curated record. NCBI's taxonomy places the organism in Eukaryota, Metazoa, Arthropoda, Insecta, Hymenoptera, Apidae. Gene Ontology annotation, cellular component: lysosome. Gene Ontology annotation, molecular function: cysteine-type endopeptidase activity. The coding region runs from base 30 to 1097 and encodes 355 amino acids. The transcript has 7 exons.
UUGCUUCGUAAUUAUCUUGUACCCUCGAUAUGGAGUGGAGGACAGUGGCAGUUAUAGUGUUGGUAGUGAGUUUAUGCUUUUUGGCGAUACCCAUUAGGGUGAGCCCUGAUACUAGCAACGGAGAUCUUAAGCUUUUUCAGAAUUAUGUCAUGCGCUAUAAUAAAUCUUAUAGAAACGAUCCAACGGAAUACGAGGAACGAUUUAAGCGAUUUCUGAAGUCGUUGCGGCAUAUAGAUAAGAUGAAUGGUCUUCGACCAUCACAAGAAAGCGCUUAUUAUGGACUUACUGAAUUUUCUGAUAUGUCAGAAGAUGAAUUUCUGUCGCUAACUCUCUUACCUGACUUACCAGCACGGGGAGAGAAGCACGUGAAUGAAUCUUAUCAUCGCCGACAUCAUUUGUUACAAUCUACUAACCGGGUGAAAAAAUCGGUUAGUAUACCUUUGAGAUUCGAUUGGAGAGAUAAAGGAGUAAUUACGCCAGUACGAAAUCAAGGAUCUUGUGGUGCUUGUUGGGCUUUCAGUACCGUUGAAGUGGUUGAAUCGAUGUAUGCAAUCAAAAAUGGAACUUUGCAUAUGCUGAGCGUACAAGAAAUGAUUGACUGUGCGAAAAACAGUAAUUUUGGAUGCGAGGGUGGGGACAUAUGUAGCUUGCUCUCGUGGUUGUUAGCGUUUAAAGUUCAAAUAUUUCAAGAAUCAACUUAUCCGCUUGUAGGAAAGACGAGUAUGUGUAAACUCGGGAAAAUGAUAGACAAGGCAUCCGGUGUAAAAAUACGGGAUUUUAAUUGUGAUAAUUUCGUAGAUGCAGAAGAUGAGCUGUUGAUAACAGUGGCCACUCAUGGACCAGUGGCGGCAGCAGUAAACGCUUUAUCUUGGCAAAAUUAUUUAGGCGGUGUAAUACAAUAUCACUGUGAUAGUUCCUUUGAUAAUCUGAAUCACGCUGUGCAGAUAGUAGGAUACGACAAAUCAGCUGCCAUACCACAUUAUAUUAUAAAAAAUUCAUGGGGAACAAACUUCGGCGAUAAAGGUUAUAUGUACAUAGGAAUAGGCAAUAAUUUAUGCGGCAUAGCGAAUCAAGUUUCGUCAUUAGAUAUUCUUUAAGGUGAUCGAUAUAAAUGGAGAUGUUUGAAAAAAGUAUUUUAUAUAUCGAUCCUAAGAUGUAUAAAUGUGUUAGAAAGCGACUAUAAUAUUAAUAACAAUAACAUUCGUAAGAUUGUAUUUCCAAUAUUUGUUAUACAAUUGCGGCCAUUUGUAUAUUUUUUACAAAUAUUCUAAUAUAUAUGUUAAAGUAAAAUAAAAUAAAAUAGAGAUUUAUGUCGUCGUUUCUAUAU